UGAGGUGGACAUACUGCUAUCCUGUAAUAAGAUAUACAGAUCUGAUUGUGUUGAUGUUGAGUCUCCCGACUUCAUCUUGGAAAAAAAUGACUAGGCGAGUAUGUCGGAUUCAAGGCUUGAUCUCGCGGUUUCAGGAAUAUCGGAUGAUGGCCUUCAUCCGGUGAAUGUCCACCUACGAAGAUCCCAAAAUGAAGCAGCUUUACGACGACUCCAGCGAGUUCGCCGCGCUUGACCAAACCGGCGCAGCGGCCGUCAUUGACUUCUUCCCGUGGAUCAGCAAGCUGCCUGGAUUUCUAGUUCACGCGCAGAAACACGCCAAAGCGCUCCAUCGCCGGGAGAAGGCGCUUUACUUGAGCCACUGGCUCCACGCCCUGAGAGACAUUGCGCGCCGCUCCAUCCGGUUGUGCUUCUGCGUCGCAGGAUGUUUAACGCCCAGACGCAGGAAGCCUUCAGCGACGACCAGGCGGUCUUCAACCUGGACCGCUACGUCGGGGACGAUCAGAAUUCGGGCGACGCCGCUGCUAACCUGGAUGCGCUGCAGCGCGACGUCUACACGUUCGGUGCUGAUCGUCGCAUCUGUCGGGGCAUUCUUGUCGCGGAGCGCAGUCUGUUUUUGGGGAUGUCGCAGAGGAGGAAUGUUGAUACGGCAGAGCAUGGUGCAGGACCCGUUGUGUUGAGAGAUCUGAACUCUAUAUAGAAGUCUGAAUAGAAGUAUUGAGAUCGAGACUCAUAUUCAAUAUGAAUCUUAUGAUCCGUAUAUAUGGAUUCACUAUUUUUAGAUCAAUCACUGAGGCUGAGGACACUGUAUACAAAGUAGACCGGCUCACUAUAUGUACGUUGUACAGCGUCUCGACCCUCUGUAGAGACUGAAAAGGAGUUUCUUUUCAUGAUGAAAAUCCUGUCCAGUAAUUUCCACUCCAUAUCGACGAUCCCAAUACCUAAUCAAGGGACGUGGAAGAUGGAGGAUCGAGAAGCAGAACCAAAACCGGUUCUUGAGUUCUGCCGUCUCUA
This is a messenger RNA of Aspergillus campestris IBT 28561, 1011 nucleotides long. RefSeq lists its product as uncharacterized. The record is from RefSeq and is a predicted model, not a curated record. NCBI's taxonomy places the organism in Eukaryota, Fungi, Ascomycota, Eurotiomycetes, Eurotiales, Aspergillaceae. The coding region runs from base 165 to 677 and encodes 170 amino acids. The transcript has a single exon.